ACCAAAAUUUUAAGGAAAAUCUUUUUUCUUCAGUAUAAAUAUCCAUUGGUCUGUUAGAACAGAAUACAUUCGAAAAACUAGGUUUGCUUUCUGCAAAAAUGAGUCUUCUUAAUCUUAUCGUCAUUACCUUAUCACUGUUACCCACCUUAACAUGCGCUCAAAUAUUGUUUCAGGGAUUCAACUGGGAAUCAUCUAAAAAGGAAGGAGGGUGGUAUAACUUCCUUAAGAACUCUGCACCUAGUGAUCUAGCUAGUGCUGGAAUUACCCAUGUUUGGCUUCCACCAUCUUCACAAUCUGUGGCACCCGAAGGGUAUAUGCCUGGACGUCUAUAUGAUCUCAACUCAAAAUAUGGAAGUGUGGAUGAAUUGAAGUCAUUAAUAAACGCUUUCAAAGAUAGAGGAAUUCAGUCAGUUGCAGACAUUGUUAUAAAUCAUAGAACUGCGGAGAAACAAGACGGUCGAGGAAUAUGGUGUAUCUUUGACGGAGGAACUUCAGACGAUAGACUCGACUGGGGGCCUUCAUACAUUUGCAAAGAUGACACGAAGUACUCUGAUGGCACAGGCAAUCCUGACACAGGUGAAGACUUUGGUGGUGCCCCAGAUAUUGAUCAUACUAACCCAAGAGUCCAAAGAGAACUGUCAGAUUGGAUGAAUUGGCUCAAGACAGACAUUGGUUUCUCUGGAUGGAGAUUCGACUUCGUCAAAGGGUAUUCUCCAGAUUAUACGAAGUUAUACAUGGCGAAUACCAAUCCAGCCUUUGCUGUCGGAGAAUUCUAUGAUGGAAACAAGGAUUUGAUAAUAAAAUGGCUUCAAGCAGCAGGAGAGAGUGAUAUCACUGCCUUUGACUUCCCUACUAAAUUCAUCCUACAAAAUGCGGUGCAAGGGGAUUUUUCUAAACUAAAGGACUCCAAUGGAGGACCACCAGGAUUAAUCGGGUCAUUGCCAGGAAAGAGUGUAACAUUCAUCGACAAUCAUGACACAGGGUCUACUCAGAAACAAAACCCAUUCCCAUCCAACAAAGUCAUUCAGGGUUAUGCUUACAUACUCACGCAUCCGGGGAUACCUUCCAUAUUUUAUGACCACUUCUACGACUGGGGCAUUAAAGAGGAGAUAAUUAAGCUAACUGCAGCGAGGUUCAGGAACGGAAUCAGACCAACUAGCUCAGUGCGCAUUAUUGCUGCAGAUGCUGAUCUUUAUUUAGCUGAAAUUGAUGAGAAAAUUAUUACCAAGAUUGGCCCAAAGAUGGACUUGGGUAACCUUGUCCCGCCAAACUAUAAGGUUGUUGUCGAUGGUAAAGACUAUGCCGUGUUUGAGAAAACACAAUAAAGAAUGGGGAGUGAACAUGGUACUCAUCAAUACGUAUACAAACUAGACAUCGUUGAUGUCCCUUAAUAAUGUAUCAAAUAAAAAGAUCUUAUGAGAAAAGUUCUUUAGUUAACCUUUCUUUGGAAAAUUUCUGUAUGGAACUAAUAUAACUAUUUUAUGGUUUAAGGAACAUGGAAGUACGGAUUUCUCUAUUCAUGUUAA
Papaver somniferum (opium poppy) is the source of this 1526-nucleotide messenger RNA. Its product is annotated as alpha-amylase-like. Gene Ontology annotation, biological process: carbohydrate metabolic process. The record is from RefSeq and is a predicted model, not a curated record. Gene Ontology annotation, molecular function: alpha-amylase activity; calcium ion binding. The transcript is spliced from 4 exons. Bases 99 to 1325 code for a protein of 408 amino acids. NCBI's taxonomy places the organism in Eukaryota, Viridiplantae, Streptophyta, Magnoliopsida, Ranunculales, Papaveraceae.